Molecule: messenger RNA, 1307 nt
Organism: Aegilops tauschii subsp. strangulata
Lineage: Eukaryota; Viridiplantae; Streptophyta; Magnoliopsida; Poales; Poaceae
Biological process (GO): spliceosomal complex assembly
Cellular component (GO): nucleus; U2-type prespliceosome; U2 snRNP
Molecular function (GO): nucleic acid binding; zinc ion binding
Source: RefSeq, a predicted model, not a curated record
GGACCUUCUAGUAAAACCGACCAGAGCCGCAACAAACACUAUCGAACCGAAGCCGGAGGUCUGGCGAUUCGACCCUCGAGAGGCGGCCGAACCGAGCAGACGCCAUGGACCGCGAGUGGGGCUCCAAGCCCGGCAGCGGCGGCGCCGCCACCGCCCAGAAUGAGGCCAUCGACCGGCGGGAGCGCCUGCGCCGCCUCGCGCUCGAGACCAUCGACCUCGCCAAGGACCCCUACUUCAUGCGAAACCAUCUCGGCAGCUAUGAGUGCAAGCUCUGCCUGACGCUCCACAACAACGAGGGGAACUACCUCGCGCACACGCAGGGGAAGCGGCACCAGACCAACCUCGCCAAGCGUGCCGCCCGCGAGGCCAAGGACGCGCCCGCGCAGCCCCAGCCAAACAAGCGCAAGCUCGCGCCCCGCAAAUCUGUUAAGAUUGGCAGACCUGGAUAUACAGUAACUAAACAGUAUGAUCCCGACACGAAGCAACACUCAUUUCUCUUUGAGAUUGAGUAUCCUGAAAUCGAAGAUAAUAGCAAGCCAAGGCACCGUUUCAUGGCAUCAUAUGAACAGAAAAUCCAAUCUUGGGAUAAGAGGUACCAAUAUCUGCUUUUUGCAGCGGAGCCCUACGAAGUCAUUGGCUUUAAGGUGCAUCUCUUGCAAAGUUCUGCUGCAUCAGACCCAUUAGCCAAUGUGUAUGCACUUAAUACUAUUUGUUAUUUGCAGAUACCAAGCACAGAGAUUGACAAAUCAACAGACAAGUUUUUCUCGUAUUGGGAUCCGGACAAGAAGUCCUACAUUCUGCAACUAUACUUCAAGCCAAGACCACCGGAGAUUAACAGACAACCAGCAGCUCCUGGUACUGUCCCAAAUGGGACAGGAGGCCCUCCUGGUGCUCCACCAAGGCCACCAUCCCAGCCACAGGCCCUGCCGCCACCUCCGCCGAAUGCACCUAUGGGAAUGCCUCCUAGGAUCCCACCACCACCAAUGAGCGGUCUUCAACCUCCACCCCCUCCACCUCCGCUUGCAAAUGGUCCUCCGCGUUCAAUACCACCUCCACCUCCUUCUGGUGGUCCAAUGGCUAACUUUACUCCUGGAGCACCUCCGCCACGCCCGCCGAUGCAAGGCUACCCUGGACCUCAGCAGUAGGUGAUCCGAGUGCCGGCCAGAGAGACCAGGCUACAAAUUUUGAACACUUGCUUUAUCCAAACCAGUAUGUUUGCCAUAUGUGCUACAUUGUUGUCUGAAAUUCUACUGUACUGUAAACAGAUUAAAUUAUUUAAGUGUGCUUUCAAGCAAAGCAUUUUAUCU